AAUGUGAUUGCCAAGCUAAUUGUUUUGCAGGCAAUUGUUGACCCUCACAGUGGUAGAUCUUUUAAUCGCUAUAUGGGUGAGCUGUUUUUUGCGCCAUUUAGGGAUGCUAUGCGGAAAAAGUAUAAUUGUGGAGAAAAAGAAGCAUUUUAUUUGGCUAGACCAAUUUACCAAGUUUGGGAGAAAUACCUUCAAGAUCCUGAUUGGCGCCCGUUAAAAGUAGUUCAUGUUGACGGACAACCAAAGGAAAUAAUAGAUGAGGACGAUCCAAAGUUGAAAAACUUAAAGAUUGAAUAUGGCGAAUCGGUGCAUGAAGCUGUGACCGAAGCUUUAACCGAGAGAAUGCAGUACAAUCCCGUAGAAAGACGCGGUGUAGAAUUUCUUUGGGACCACGAGGAGAAUAGACGUGCUACAGUAGGUGAGGCAGUUGCGCAUAUAGUGCAACUACUGCAAGAUUAUUGGGAAGAAGAAUGAUGUUUUUGUCCAAGAAGGCCAUAACAAUUCAUAUAUCUACCACAAGCAAUAAGAGAAAGUAUAGAAAGGAGUCCAGAAACGUAGAAGCAGAAACGGCAGAAACCAAAACAGAGUUUGUCAGCUCUUUAUUGAUGGAGAUUGGAGAGCACCAGUAAACAGAAUACCGCGCCACGGAACAGAUCAUUAUCCAUAUGGUUUCCAUGCUUAGACCUUUAUUGAUGAUGCUAUUUUAGAUCCUUUUACAUGUCCUCUACAAUCUCCAACAAUACAGAGAGCUAGCUCGCUAACUGGUAGUUUCGAUUUUUUCUUCUUUAUUUAUAGAUGACUCCUUUCAACUCUUUGUCUGUUUGGUUUGCAUCUUUUGUAAUCUUCUUUCUCCCAUUUGUCACCGGCAUGUGAUUCGACAUCAUUCACCAGAUCGACCAACCCAACAUGGUGCCACCUUGUUACACAAAAAUGUGAAUUCAUUUUUUUCUGUUUUUUAUGUACUAUAGCAAGUAUAAAAUAUGAUCAAAGUUAUUAUUAAUUGUACCAUUGGUCUAAAAG
Molecule: messenger RNA, 1017 nt
Organism: Daucus carota subsp. sativus
Lineage: Eukaryota; Viridiplantae; Streptophyta; Magnoliopsida; Apiales; Apiaceae
Product: factor of DNA methylation 3-like
Exons: 3
Coding region: 73-471 (132 amino acids)
Biological process (GO): gene silencing by siRNA-directed DNA methylation
Source: RefSeq, a predicted model, not a curated record